Molecule: messenger RNA, 3613 nt
Organism: Carassius auratus (goldfish)
Lineage: Eukaryota; Metazoa; Chordata; Actinopteri; Cypriniformes; Cyprinidae
Product: zona pellucida-like domain-containing protein 1
Exons: 11
Coding region: 590-1828 (412 amino acids)
Source: RefSeq, a predicted model, not a curated record
ACGGCCAGACAGGUGGGAUACCAUCAUGGGAGGCGGCUGGGGAUGUGCUGACUGAGCCAGGCCAAACAAAGUAUCUAAAGCGUCCAGACAAUCCUGGUCCCGACCCAGACCGUCCUGGCACACAGAAAGGCCAGCUCAGUCAGUGACAAGCCCAGUCCAGGAGCCGAUGAAAAGAUAAUUCCCCCCUCGCAGACCACAUGCGGCGUGGGGCCACUUGUGAGCGCUGACAAAGCAAGAUCAAGCAGAAAGGAUAUGAGUGGGAAACUUCAAAACCUGCUCAUGUUUCUGGGCCCGUGAAAGGAUUUGUAUAACACAUUCACUUUUGAUGGACUUUCCCAUGUUCCCCCAGACAGCUCUGUUGCUGCCGACGCGUCCAAAUAAUGAAUCUCUUAUGCUACUUUUUUUUCCUCCGAGCAAGGCCGUGUUCCUAGUGGUUUUGCCGGGAUGCUGGGCGAUCCAGUCAGUCUUGCGUCGCAGCAGAGAACAGAUGGAGUACCGCUGAUUCAACAGCUGCCAGGGAAACAGAAAAAGAAGCAUUUCUGAUGAAUCCAAGGAAAUUGCUCAUACAUUGUCUCCCUCAGGCACUGAAAUGGAACGUUUGUGUGUGAUUCUUUUGCUUGCAUGGAAAACGUUCAUAGUGGAUGCGCAAUUCAACGGGUUCAACUGUGAUGCCAACUUCCACAGCCGCUUCCCCGCCGAGCGGGACAUCAGCGUGUAUUGUGGAGUGCAAACCAUAACGCUAAAGAUUAAUUUUUGUCCGGUGCUUUUUUCUGGCUACACCGACAUUGACCUGGCGCUGAACGGGCAUCACGGCGAUGCCCACUGCCGAGGGUUCAUCAACAACAACACGUUCCCAACAGUCGUGCUGUUCAGCAUCAGUCUCAGCACGCUGGAGGCUUGCGGAAACUCACUUGUGGUCUCCACGGCUCAGGGGCCCAACGCCUAUGGGAAUCUCUCCUUGGUCCAAAUUGGGAAUAUAGCAGGAUACAUUGACACUCCGGAUCCCCCGACGGUCAUCAGCUACCUACCUGGACUUCUUUACAAGUUCAGUUGUAGUUACCCUCUGGAAUACCUGGUCAACAACACACAGCUUGCUUCGUCGGCUGCAGCGAUAUCAGUGAAGGACAGCAAUGGCACGUUUGUGAGCACGCUGAAUUUACUUCUAUACAACGAUUCCUCAUACGUCCAUCAUCUUGCCAUCCCAGUAUCUGGACUUACUCUGAAGACGCGAGUGUUUGCUGCAGUAAAAGCCACCAACCUAGACAGGAGGUGGAAUGUUCUGAUGGACUACUGUUACACAACUCCAUCUGGGAAUCCUAAUGAUGGGCUCCGAUACGACCUUUUCUUUGGCAGAUGUGAUAAGGACCAGCAGACAACAGUGUUUGAGAAUGGGAAGAGCCAGAUGGGCCGCUUCUCUUUCGAGGUGUUUCGCUUUGUCAAGCACAAGAACCAGAAAAUGUCCACUGUCUUUCUGCACUGCGUGACCAAGCUGUGUCGCUCUGAUGACUGUCCCCUGCUCUUUCCUAUCUGUGGUAAGAGGAAGAAAAGGAAUGUGCCGGAAAGAACUGCCGAGGCUUCUGACAAUGCAGUCAUGACGGCUGGGCCCAUCAUCACCCGAAUUGAUGAAACUCCCAGCAAUAAUUCCCAACUAGCACAGUUAAACAGCCCUCCAUUCAAAAUGAAUUCAGCGACGAGUGCCUUGAUUUCUGCCAGUGCGAUCCUCGCCGUUAUGAGCACGUGUUUCUUCAUCCUGUCUAUGUCACUGCUAAGAGGGAAAUAUACGCCACCAACACCUCUAUCAGGAACUCACAACCCAACGUUCAGUUAAACACACACAUGGUUUUUCAGUCAGCUAAACAAUACAACAAUACCUGUGUGAGGAGCUCUUCAGGUUACACAUAGUCAUACAGUACAGGGAAAUAAUAUCAUAAUAUCACUCUACACAGCCUUUAGCUAAAUACAGCUGCCUAUUUUUGGUCACAAAGCAUCAAUACAGAUACUCUCAUCAUCAGUGUCCUAGACACAAUCCUGAACCAUAAGGCAGAAUUCUGAUUGGAAAUUAUUCUCUCUCUCUCUCUCUCUCUCUCUCUCUCUCUCACACACACACACACACACACACACACAGGAUAAUCAGGAAUAACGCCAUUAAAAGAUGCACUCAGUCAUUUCUUUCCUCAUUAAAAUGUUUUACAGAUAAAGAAAUGUCAUUUUGACAAAAUCAUGUACACUCACAUGAGAUUCUUAGUCAUACUGGUUGAUAAACAAAUCUGGGGGCUGCCAUGUUGAGAUCACAUGACCAGCUGAAUAAUACUGACUUCAUCUCUGUAAGGUUUCUUGUUAUUGUAGGAUUUUGCUAAUGAAUUAAGUUAGUCACGGCUGAUAAUGCAUUUCUAAAACUGAAAAAAAUUGAUUUCCCCUAAAUCUGCAUCCACACCACUAGGUGUCAGUAUAAGUACCAGAAGACUGACUCAACAUAAACAAAAACAUUUCAAGUGCCCUUUUAGGCCCAAACAUGCUCUAUUCAUGUACAUGAAGGCAGACUCUUCCAAAUACAAUAAAUUGUGCAACGCAAAUGCUUUUUCUCAUCAUUGCUGUAAGUGGAGCUAUAUGCUUUUAUGCUAAGAUUUCUUCUUCAGGUCAAUUACUGUCAUGGCGGAGUGACAGUUUAACCGCAGUCUUGGUAAGCAAGCUAGUUAAAGUCAGUGUUGAUAGCAACUUAGCUGAACACAUCUGGUUUAAUGGCCAAGUUCUCAUGUCUGCAUUCAUAUACUUGUGUAAAGUAUAUUUCUGGCUUUAAAGGGAUAGUUUCCAUUUUUCACGUCAUUCCUAACUUGUAUGAUUUUCUUUCUUUUGUGGAACUAAGAAGAUGUUUUCAAAAUGUUUCUAGUGUCUUUUAUCGUUAAAAUGAAAGUCAAUGGGGUCCAAUGGUAUUAUUUUGGACCCCACUGAAUUUCAUUGUACGUGAAAACAACAGAUGAAAUACAUUAAAAAAUAUAUUAUUUUAUGUACAACGAAGGAAAGAAAUUCAUACAGGUUUAUAAUCGUCCGAAGCUUAAUUUUUAGAUUAACUAUCCCUCUGUUUAUUUCAUACUUUAAGAUGUGACUGGUCCACCACUACAUGACAGCACCACGGUUUGUUUCUGUCUAAACAUCGAAAAGAAUAUAUUGAAAGUGAUCGUAGUUACACAGUGUAACACAAACAUAAAUAGUGUUUUUUACAAACUUAUUUAAUUGCACUUGUACAUUAACUGAUCAACAGAGGAGCAAACUGUUUUUUUAAAACUUGUAUUUAAUUAUAAAUGUCAGUUGAUCCAGAUCUGCUGGUUCAGCGUAACUUAAAGUUAAUACCUCAGCCCCUUGCUUUAUUACAGGGUUUAAGAUCAGUUACAUGAAGAACAUUAGCAAAGGUAUCUUAUAGACCUGCCCAACACAUAUUUCUAGUUCAGUGAGAAUAUUAGAGGCUACAGGAUGGAAAGUGAGGAGUUUAUUCAGCACAAAGGAUCAUGAGACACCAGUGAUUCCAAGUACAUUACAUUGGGGGAAGUCGUGGCCUAAUGGUUAGAGGGUUGGACUCCCAAUCGAAGGGUUGUGGGCUCUAGUCUCGGGCCGGACG